This is a messenger RNA of Cucurbita maxima (winter squash), 3759 nucleotides long. RefSeq names its product syndetin. The record is from RefSeq and is a predicted model, not a curated record. Bases 301 to 3561 code for a protein of 1086 amino acids. Gene Ontology annotation, biological process: retrograde transport, endosome to Golgi; endocytic recycling. Gene Ontology annotation, cellular component: EARP complex. Lineage: Eukaryota; Viridiplantae; Streptophyta; Magnoliopsida; Cucurbitales; Cucurbitaceae. Gene Ontology annotation, molecular function: SNARE binding. The transcript is spliced from 25 exons.
AAAGUUGUCCUAGGAUGGUUGCUCAAUGCCGUCGCCGACUCUUGCCAGCUGAAAUCAGUCGAGAUUCGGGAGUUCCCUAAAGUCUACGAAACAACAAAUUCACAAAAAAUUUACACCAGACGCGCGAAAGCACGCGCAUCACCUGUAACUUUAUCGGCUUCUCACUCCUUGAUUCACUCAUACGAAACUCCGAUCAAUUGGAACCCGAUCUCUGUAGAUUCAACGGAUCAAAUUUUGGGGGAGUGGCAUCGCAUCAAAUAUGCGGCACAGGGGGGGUUGAACUUGCGAGCCUGAUGUGAAAUGCAGCCAAAUUUGUUUCCAUUUGGCAGUGUUCUUGGAAACCCUUUGACGUACAAUGGUGAUUUGAGCGAAGGAUUCGAGACGUCCAGGUUUCUCUUCUUUGUUCCGUUUUUUCUGCUGCAAGGAGGUGGAAUGGACUUGUCUAAGGUUGGGGAGAAGAUUUUGAGCUCGGUGAGGUCAGCUAGAUCGCUUGGACUUCUUCCUACCCCUACUGAUCGUCCGGAGGUGCAGGUUCCCGCACGUGCUGUGGCUGCGGCAGCUGUUGCCCGUGCACUUGCUGGAUUGCCUCCUCAUCAGAGAUUUAGUCUCCCAUCUAGCUCUGAAGAACUGAGCUCAAUAUAUGGCAGUAGAAGUCAUGGUCACGAAGUAGAGGAACUAGAGGAAGUAUUCUAUGAAGAGGAUUUUGACCCAGUUAGGCAUGUGUUAGAGCAUGUUCCAUCAGAAGAAAAUGAUCUGGAAUAUCUGGAGAAACAGGCUACAACGAGAUUAGCUCAACUUGAUAAAGUGGCUGAACGGUUAUCUCGUCAUGUAAUGGAGCAUCAUGAAGUGAUGGUGAAGGGGAUGCAUUUGGUCAGGGAGUUGGAAAAAGACUUGAAGAUUGCGAAUGUCAUCUGCAGGAAUGGGAAGAGACACCUAACUUCGUCAAUGCUUGAAGUCUCUAGAGAUCUCAUUGUAAACUCUAAUUCGAAGAAGAAACAAGCACUUCUGGACAUGGUUCCAGUUUUGAGUGAGCUUCGUCAUGCUGUGGACAUGCAAUCAAUGCUUGAGUCUCUUGUUGAAGAGGGAAAUUAUUACAAGGCUUUUCAGGUUUUAUCCGAGUAUUUGCAGCUAUUGGAUAGUUUUUCAGAGCUUUCAGUCAUUCAAGAGAUGAGCCGUGGUGUAGAGGUUUGGCUUGGAAGAACCCUACAAAAGUUGGAUUUACUUUUGAUAGAUGUCUGUCAGGAGUUCAAGAAGGAGGGCUAUUUAACUGUGAUUGAUGCUUAUGCACUAAUAGGAGAUGUGUCUGGCCUUUCGGAAAAGAUACAAAGCUUUUUUAUGCAGGAAGUUAUAUCAGAAACCCAUUCUUCCUUGAAAGACAUUGUGCAAGAGGAUCAGGAUGUACGUGUACAAAAUAGUAGGCUUACAUACAGUGAUCUAUGCCUUCGAAUACCUGAAUCAAAGUUUAGGCAGUGUUUGUUAAAAACACUAGCUGUCUUAUUUACCUUGAUGUGUUCAUAUUAUCAAAUCUUAAGCUUCCAACUGGAUACAAAGGAUUCAGUUCAACAAUCUCCUAACAUGAAUCAACUAGAAGAUAAUUGUGACCUUAAUUUAGGAGAUACAGAGGAAUCAACGACAAGAAUUAUGAAUCCUGUUUACGUGGAUGGGAGUGAUUCUAAUAUGGAGUCCCGGACAGAUAGCAGUACAGCAUCAACCAGUGGUUCUCCCUGGUAUCAUCUGAGAAAAGAUGCUAUAAGUUUUGUUUCCCAAAUCCUUCAAAAAGGCCGUAAGAACCUCUGGCAACUAUCAACUAGUCGUGUGUCAGUACUGCUUUCUUCUGUUGCUGUUUGUUCUACGAGCAUUCAUCAAUUCUUGAAAAACUACGAAGAUCUCAAUGUCUUCAUAUUGGCUGGAGAAGCCUUCUGUGGAGUUGAAGCAGUUGAGUUUAGGCAAAAGUUCAAGAUUGUUUGUGAAAACUAUUAUGGGACUUUUCAUAAGCAGAGUAUGCACGCUCUAAAGAUGGUUAUGGAAAAAGAGAAUUGGCUUAUUCUGCCACCCGAAACAGUUCAAGUUGUUAGUUUUGCUGGACUGAUUGGUGAUGGAGCACCUCUAUUUGUUCCAUCUGAUGGUAAGUCGUCUAACACCAAGGUCCGACAGUCAGAUAAGUCAGCAAGCUCAGUCAGUACAGGUCGGGGUAGAAGUGGUUUUUUGCAGUGGAUCAAAAGUGGAAAUCCAUUUUUACUUAAACUAAUGCAUACUUGUAAAGAAGACAUACCCAAUGGUGCCUUUUAUGGAGAAUUGGAUGGAAGUGCUGGUGGAAGUUCUCAUAGGAACUCUCACUCUGAGAAUACUGACAAUCUUGAAAAUGGUGGUCAUGCUGUAUCUGAAGGUGAAGAUGAAAAUGAAGAUCUUUUAGCUGACUUUAUUGAUGAAGAUAGUCAACUUCCAAGCAGAAUUUCAAGACCCAAACUUCCACGAAAUUCUUCUAACCAUAAUUUUGAUGAAGUUUCAGCUCAAACAGGAUCAUCUCUAUGCCUUUUAAGGUUCAUGGACAAAUAUGCAAGGCUUAUUCAGAAGCUAGAGAUAGUGAAUAUUGAGUUUUUCAAGGGUAUGUGCCAGUUGUUUGAAUUGUUCUUCUAUUUUGUGUACGAGACUUUUGGCCAGCCUAACACUACUUCUGGUGGAAAAGGCUUCCCUGACUCCCUCAAUUAUAAAUUGAAGGCAGCUUUAUCCCGGGCUUCACAGGAUUGUGAUCAGUGGAUAAAAUCUAAUUCAUCUUCUCCAUCAGCAUCGAAUUCAACAUUUUCUUUCAACGAAGUUACCCCAAGCCCUCCUGGCAGUAGCUUCGGUUACUUGCAUGGAACAACUUUUGGUCUCAAGGAGAGGAGUGCAGGUGCUGACUCAUUAUCACUUGUGGCAAGAAUAAUGCAUAGGUCUAAAGCCCAUAUUCAAUCCAUGCUUCUGCAAACAAAUGCAACUGUAAUUGAAGACUUUUAUGCACAUCUGUUGGAUGCCGUCCCAUAUCUCAUUGAGCAUAUUCAUAAGAACACUGCAAGACUGCUUCUUCAUGUCAAUGGUUAUGUUGAUCGGAUAGCCAAUGCAAAAUGGGAAGUUAAAGAGCUUGGACUCGAGCAUAAUGGGUACGUUGACUUGUUAUUGGGAGAAUUCAAGCAUUAUAAAACAAGGCUGGUCCAUAGUGGAGUUCGCAAUGAGGUUCAAAACCUCCUCUUGGAGUAUGGACUGGAUCUUGUCGCUGAAACUCUUAUCGAAGGUAUAUCACGAGUAAAGAGAUGUUCAGAUGAAGGGCGCGCUCUCAUGUCAUUGGAUCUUCAGGUUUUAAUCAAUGGCUUGCAACAUUUUGUUUCUGCGAACGUCAAGCCUAAGUUACAAAUGGUUGAAACGUUCAUUAAGGCAUACUAUCUUCCAGAAACCGAAUAUGUACACUGGGCACGUGCUCACCCGGAAUACAGUAAGAGCCAAAUUAUUGGUUUGGUUAACCUGGUGGCAUUGAUGAAAGGGUGGAAGAGAAAAGCCCGGUUGGAAGUAUUGGAGAAGAUUGAGUGAGGCAAUCAUAAUUUUGGAUAAUCAUGAUGUGCCUACAAACCCCAAAGCCAUUUGAAUCAUCCAACUUUGUAUUUUCUCUGCCAUUGGAGUUUAUUAUAGGCUUCGUUCUUUGUAGGAAGGAAUAAUACAUUUGCAAAAUCAAUGUCAACCAUCUUAGUUCUCCAAGCAUUUUAAGGUUAAAGUUUGUAUAGUUAUUAA